Molecule: messenger RNA, 1863 nt
Organism: Ixodes scapularis (black-legged tick)
Lineage: Eukaryota; Metazoa; Arthropoda; Arachnida; Ixodida; Ixodidae
Product: medium-chain acyl-CoA ligase ACSF2, mitochondrial-like
Exons: 16
Coding region: 41-1804 (587 amino acids)
Biological process (GO): fatty acid metabolic process
Molecular function (GO): medium-chain fatty acid-CoA ligase activity
Source: RefSeq, a predicted model, not a curated record
AGACACUGACGUGUUUCUGCCUGUAAAGCCCGCAAUCAAGAUGCUCUCGAUUCGCGCUCGGGUCGCGUUAAAUCAUCUGCGCUGCGCGACGAAAAAGGCGAAAAAAAUUCAAAGCCACAAACGAAACCUCUCCAAACUCAGCUACUUUCACAAUCCCGGAAAAGAGCCGCUCCUGACCUGGACAGUGGGAGAUGUUAUUGACAGAGCGGCAGACACCGUCGGGGAUGUCACAGCCAUUGUUACCACUCAUCAGAACAUCAGCAAGACCUAUACGGAAUACAAGAAAGAUGUAGAUCAGCUAGCUGCGAGCCUGGUCUCCCUCAAACUUCCGGUGGGUUCCAGGGUCGCCAUUCUCUCUCCAAGGCUUUAUGAAGUAGCGCAGCUAAUUUAUUCUGCAUCCAAGGCGGGACUUGUUAUGGUUGGCAUCCACGCAUUCUGCACGCUUUCUGAACUUGAGCAUUGCUUGAAUAAGGCGGAGUGUGCGGCUCUGAUACUUGCGGACAUAUGUACAGAUACAAAUUACUACGAGAUGUUGCUUCAAAUUGCACCGGAGAUGGAGAAGUCGGCGCCGGGAGAGUUGAAAAGCCAAAGGCUGCCGUUCCUGAAACACGUCAUCACCAUCGGCGACACCCGGAAGCCCGGCAGCAUUACUUUCGAUGACCUGAUGACUUUGGCGACGGCGGAAGACCAUGCCACCAUGAAUUCCGUGUCUGCCAAAACGCAGUUCGACCAAGACGCUUUCAUCCAGUUUUCCUCGGGAACGACAGGGCAGCCCAAACCAGCGCGACUGUCUCAUUUCAACGUUGUCAACAACGCCAACAUUGUGGGCCGCUUUGUUGGAUACCAUAAACAGCGUGAAAUCUUCUGCCUGAACGGACAGCUGAUCUACGGAUUCGGCAGAACGCUGGGCGUCUUGACUGCCACGAUGUUCGGCUCCACGGUAGUGUUGCCGGGGCCUUUCUUCGAGCCGAAAUCGACUAUGGAAGCCAUCACAAAGCACAGAUGUACUGUCGCCUUUGCUGCGCCAACUAUCAUCCUCGAUAUGGUGAAUGAGCUUCAAAAAGGAGACUACGACGUUUCUUCGCUCAGAAAAGCAAUCGUGUCCGGGGCCUUAUGUAAUCCCGAGGUUGUGGAGAAGGCGAGAACGAGGCUGAACACCCAAGCGCUCUACAUUAUGUACGGAGCCACCGAAACCAGUCCGAUCUUCUGCAGCACGAAUCCGGACGAACCGACGGACCGCUGGAUUCGGACGGUUGGGACACCGUUGGACCACGUUGAGGUGAAGGUUGUGGACACCGAAGGCAGGAUUGUUCCCGUGAACACUAGAGGGGAACUGUGCACCCGAGGUCCCCAUGUAUUCAAGGGGUACCUCAACGACGACGCCAAGACAAAGGAAGCCCUCCGAGAGAACUGGUACCACACGGGGGACGAGGCGACCAUGAGCGAGGACGGUCGAAUCACAUUUUCGGGCCGCAUCAAGGAGAUGAUUAGCAUUGGCACUUUUAGGGUGCCGCCACUGGAGGUUGAGAGUGUCCUCAACACACACCCCGAUGUGGAGGAGGCGCAGGUGAUUGGAGUACCGGACGAAAGGCUGGGAAAUAAGAUAUGCGUCUGGAUCAAACUGCAGCCAUAUAAAACCUUGUCUCACGAAGACAUCAAGACCUUCUGUAAAGGAAAGAUCCACGAUUACAAGAUACCGGAAUAUGUGCUGUUCGUGGACUCUUUCCCGAGGACACUGACCGGAAAAGUACAGAAGCACAAAAUGCGGGAGGAAAGCGUGCGACUGCUGAACUUGUCAAGAUGAUCAGCGUCAGACAAAAAAACACGCGGAAAAAAUAAAGUAUACAUUCCACACGACAUCAA